GGGAGGGUUUGCUGUUUUUAGAAAAAAAAAAGUGUUCUUUAUGCAUUUUUGCUAAUUCAAUUAUAUGUGUUUAAUAUGCUUUUGUGCCAAGUGUAACUAACUAAAAAAGUGCUCAACGAUGACGAAAUCGCUUUGGAGCUGCGGCUUGUUGUUUUUGUUGCUGCUGCUGCUGUUUGGCACGCCCACAAUAUCCUCACGCGUGCUGGAGCUAAGCGAUCGCUUCAUAGACGUGCGACAUGAGGGCCAAUGGCUGGUUAUGUUCUAUGCCAACUGGUGUGGCUAUUGCAAGAAGACGGAGCCCAUAUUUGCGCUAGUGGCGCAAGCGUUGCAUGCCACCAAUGUGCGUGUGGGUCGUCUCGACUGCAAUCGCUAUGCUGCUGCAGCACGUGAGUUCAAGGUACGUGGCUACCCGACCAUUAUGUUCAUCAAAGGCAACAUGGAGUAUGUCUACACGGGCGACCGCACCAAGGAUGAGCUAGUGGACUAUGCGCUGCGCAUGUCUGGGCCACCAGUGCAGUUGGUCACACGCACCGAGAGCGUGGAUAUGCUCAAGGGCUCGCAUACCAUAUUCUUUAUGUUUGUGGGUCCGCAGCAGGGCGUCGUCUGGGAUACGUACUAUGCUGCCGCAGAGGGUUAUCAGGAGCAUGGAUUCUUCUAUGCCACCAGCGAUGAUAUAGCAGCGCAGCAUUUUGAUUUCGAAAAGCUACCAGCAGUUAUUGUUUACAAGGAGGAGCAGCAUCACUUCUAUCCGCAUGGACACAUAGCACACGAAAUGGAUCCCAAUGAUGUGAAUGAAACCAUAUUCCAGUGGGUGAAUGUGGAGCGCUUUACGCUGUUUCCCAAGGUCACCCGCUUCAAUAUACAUCAGCUGAUGAAGACCAAAAAGUUCUUGGUGCUGGCUGUAGUGCAGGAGGAUAAGCUGAGUCAGAUAGCUACGCAUGAGCUGGAAUUUCGCGAUAUGGUAGAGGGCGUCAUACGCAAGCAUAGACCAAGAUACCAUGACCAGUUUCAAUUUGGUUGGAUUGGUGAACCAUCCAUAGCACAUUCCAUUAUACUGGACCAAUUACCAACACCGCAUCUCAUAGCGCUCAACUCGACCACACAGCAUCAUUAUAUACCCGACGAUGAUCCGCUGCAGCUGACACCGCAGGCUUUGCACUUAUUCCUAGAGUCCAUCAGCACCGAGAGCGCGCCAGCCUACGGUGGCGACAAUUACUUUGUGCGUUGCAAGCGCGCGCUCUUCGAACUCAAGCGCUCGCUGCGCGACAUGUGGCUCGGCAAUCCUGUGCUGACCACCGUCAUCUUUGGCCUGCCCUUGGGCUUUCUGUCGCUCAUCAUGUAUUCCAUAUUCUGUGGCGAUUGCCUGGUUAGCGAGGAGGAGCAGGAUGAGGAUCAUGAGAAGAAAGAGUAGAGCGCGCUAUAUCAACUCUUGUGUUGUUGUUUGUUGCCAACACAGCCAAAUCUAGUCUUAUUUUUUAAUAACAAUGCGCUUUUAUAUAAUGUAGUGUACUUUAAACUAAUUCCGUUGUAAAUCUCUUACAUUGUCAGAGCUCUCGUAUAGCUUUGUAGCUUCGUAUGUGUGUUUCCUUUUUAAUUUAAUAAACAUAGUGUAUAAUCACCAUGGAGA
Messenger RNA from Drosophila busckii, 1627 nucleotides. It is a transcript of the gene Tmx3, whose product is annotated as protein disulfide-isomerase TMX3. NCBI's taxonomy places the organism in Eukaryota, Metazoa, Arthropoda, Insecta, Diptera, Drosophilidae. Gene Ontology annotation, biological process: peptidyl-cysteine oxidation. Bases 119 to 1411 code for a protein of 430 amino acids. The transcript has a single exon. The record is from RefSeq and is a predicted model, not a curated record. Gene Ontology annotation, cellular component: endoplasmic reticulum. Gene Ontology annotation, molecular function: protein disulfide isomerase activity.